AUGCGUUUCAUGGGCAGUGUGGCUGACGUGUUGACUGAAGCUGGACAUGAAGUGAUCGAGCUCCGCCCCGUCCUCAAUCCAUCACUUCUCGGGCAAAAAUUCUCGAAGACAAAGAAAAUCCACACCAUUGACGUAGACCCACUCGUGCUCAGCAUGAAUAACCGUCUCAUCAACCCGGGCGGUAUAUAUCCGAAACUCUGGGAGAUGGAGGCGACUCCAAUGGGAAUGAUUGAACUCUUCUCCUACCUCGGCAGUAUGUUCGCCGCUCAGUGUGACGCGGUGAUCUCCAAUUCGACCAUUCUCCGCGAGUUGCGCGAUGAGCAUUUUGACAUCGGAAUCAACGAGGGUUUCGAUUUUUGCGGUUUCGGUCUUUUCGAGGCGAUUGGUGUGAAAAAGGUGGUCGCUGCGAGCACAACGAUCAUGUAUGAUCAUCAGGCACAAAUGCUGGGCGUGCCCACCGCACCGAGCUAUGUUCCCGGUGGAAUGUCCCCAUCAAUGGACAACAUGACGUUUUUCGAGCGACUGGCAAAUGGUCUUGGAACGAUUAUCGGAAGUUAUGCUUUCGCUGGAUGUGUCGACCGGACGACUGCCGUUUUCCGCAAACGUUUUGGAGCUGACUUCCCGAGCAUGCAGGAGCUCUUCUCCCUCUCAGCCAUCAUGAUCACAAACAGUCAUCCCCUUGUCGAUUUCCCGCAUCCGCUUAUCUCAAAAGUCGUCGAGAUCGGCGGAAUCGGCAUCAAGAACGAAAAGAAAAAACUGCCAUCGCACUGGAACUCGAUUUUGAAUCAAAAAGGGCAAACGGUGUUGAUCUCGUUCGGCUCGGUGAUCCAGGCAAAGGACAUGCCGGUGGCGAUGAAAACGAGCAUUCUGGAGACCGCGAGGAGUAUGCCAGAUGUUCAAUUCAUCUGGAAAUACGAGGAGGACGAUAUUCUCAACGCGCCGGAGAAUCUGAUUUUGAGCAAGUGGACACCGCAAGCCGAGCUAUUAAAAGACUCACGACUUUCGCUUUUCGUCACCCACGGCGGAUUGGCGAGUUGCUACGAGUCGUCGCACAGUGGGACCCCGAUGGUAAUCGUUCCCCUAUUCGCGGAUCAACCGCGAAACGCGAUGAUGAUGCGGAGACACGGCGCUGCCGCGCAAUUCAACAAACACGAGCUGGGAAACGCGCGGAAGUUGAGCGAAACGAUUAAGAAUGCACUCAAAGAUAAUAGCUAUUCGACGAACGCGAGACGUCUCUCUUCACUCCUGAAGAGCGCCCCAUUCUCCCCAAAAGAGCUCCUCGUGAAAAAUGUGGAAUUCGUCGGAGAAUUCGGUCGCCUCCCCGAAAUGGAACCAUUUGGCCGAAAGCUUUCCUUCAUCGAAUAUUUCAUGAUCGACGUGAUCGCUUUCGUCUCUUUCAUCCUCCUCUUCACACUCAUUGUCUCAACUUUUGUCGUUUACAAACUCAUCUCGAUGAUUUCUUGCCGACUUCGCCCGAUUCUCAAGGCAAAAUUGCAU
This is a messenger RNA of Mesorhabditis belari, 1497 nucleotides long. The record is from the annotation of a GenBank genome assembly. NCBI's taxonomy places the organism in Eukaryota, Metazoa, Nematoda, Chromadorea, Rhabditida, Rhabditidae.